Anolis sagrei ordinatus is the source of this 3853-nucleotide messenger RNA. The record is from RefSeq and is a predicted model, not a curated record. Lineage: Eukaryota; Metazoa; Chordata; Lepidosauria; Squamata; Anolidae.
CCCCACAGCCUUCCGGGGAAGCAGGGAGACAUCUCCCCUUCGGGCAAACGAGUGGGGCGCCUCCCUCCCAUUCAUUUCCCUCUUUUCCCGACAAAGGGAAGCCGGGAGGGCUGGGCCAAGCGAGAGAGGAGCGAAGGAUCCCCGAAGGGUGCUUUCUUUCCCUCCUCCUCCUCCUCCUGCUCCUCCUGGGCGGCCCCUCCCUCGGCGGGGCGUGUGAAUCUGCCGCGCGGCGCCGCUGCUCCGGAGGGGAGGGCUCGCCUUUUGAUGGAUUGAACUGCAGUCGCGCCGCUGGAGGCUGAGCAAGCCGGGCGGAGGCGGCGGAGGCCCACGCAGGCGAGGCUGGGGCGGCAAGAGAAGCCCCCAAGGAAGGGGGACAACAGAGAGAGAGAGAGAGAGGUCUCCGCUGCCGCCGUCGCCGCCCCCGCGCAGAGCCAUGGGGGCGAUCCCGGUGAGCAUCAGCCCAGGCGAGCCCUGAUGAGCCCCCCUGCGCCUCCCCCAUGGUCCAAGCGAGGCUCUUUCUCGCAGGACCGGCCCGCGGAUCCCUGGCUUUGUUCUGCGGCUCUUCCCAGCACUUCAGGUCGCCCAGCUCAGUCUCCAUCGGGGCCAGCUUGCCUUCCUGCGGGAGAUCCGGCUCAUUCCUGCCCGCCUGGCGUGCAUCGAGGAGGGCUGGCCUUUGAGCUGGGGGUGGUGUGAAAUCGGGCCCAGAGGCGAGGAAGGAAAGGCUGCUGGCUCAGGAUCUUUCUCCAGGCGGAGGUGGAUCCCAGCCAAGGCGAUCAAUCCGGAGAUCUCUGCCUCCCUUUGGAUCAAACACCAUGGGCAACAUCUCCUCCAACAUCUCAGCCUUCCAGUCGCUGCACAUCGUCAUGCUGGGCUUGGACUCGGCUGGCAAGACCACCGUGCUCUACCGGCUCAAGUUCAACGAGUUUGUCAACACGGUGCCCACCAUCGGCUUCAACACGGAGAAGAUCAAGCUGAGUAACGGCACGGCCAAGGGCAUUUCCUGCCACUUCUGGGACGUGGGCGGGCAGGAGAAGCUGCGGCCCCUCUGGAAGUCCUACAGCCGCUGCACCGACGGCAUCAUCUAUGUGGUGGACUCGGUGGACGUGGACCGGCUGGAGGAGGCCAAGACCGAGCUCCACAAGGUCACCAAGUUCGCCGAGAACCAAGGCACCCCCUUGCUGGUCAUUGCCAAUAAGCAGGACCUGCCCAAGUCGCUGCCGGUGACCGAGAUCGAGAAGCAGCUGGCCUUGCCAGAGCUGAGCCCGUCCACUACCUACCACGUCCAGCCGGCCUGCGCCAUCAUUGGGGAAGGGCUCACCGAGGGCAUGGACAAACUCUACGAGAUGAUCCUCAAGCGCCGGAAGUCCUUGAAGCAGAAGAAGAAGCGGUAGAGGAGAGGCCAAAGGAGGCCGUGGUGUCCCUUGACAGACCAGCAUCACCAGUGUUGAAGGCAGGCCUGUGGUGUUGGUCACAUCCCAUCCUUUGACAUUCCUGCUUCUUGGCAGGGGGUUGGACUGGAUGGCCCAUGAGGUCUCUUCCAACUCUUUGAUUCUAUGAUUCUAUGACAUCUUGGUUUUAAGAGAUUGGGCACAAAUGUGGUGCUGGCUGGUUCCUGGGAUGCAGAUCAGAUCUGUGUAUGUCAGCACCAGACCUCCCGCUCCCCAGGAGACUACUCUGAGCCAAUAUAAUAAUCGGAGAACCACUUUGGAAAUGUUCUAGCAGGACUAGAAGAUGGGCACAUCAGACAGCUGCUUGUGCCUGUAAACUACAGAUCACACGAGAGGCUUACCAUUAGACAUCUUUUUUUUCUUUUCAUUCCGCUGGAAGGUUUCUUUUUUUAAUACACAAAUAUAUAUAUAAUAAAUAUAUAUAUAUAUAUAAAUAUAAAACAGGAGAAACUAAUUUGGGAGACGAAAAGUCACGACGCUUGGGAUGAACAGGGCAGGACCCUGUUUCGUGUGGAUUAAGGCUUAUACUCCCAUCUCAGGAUCUUCGUACAAGGUGACGAUGCGUGCAUGAAGAACUAGACUUAAGAGAUAUUGCUUGAUGCCGGGGAAGGAAUGGUGGGGGGUGUGCCGAAUUGAUGCAUAUAAAAAAUAUGUGUAUAUUGCUUCAUGGUGGCUCUUGGAAGCCAACAUUUGUGGAAACUGUUUUGGGAUUUUUUUUUCCGGUUGUUACACCAGACCUCUCCAAAGUGUUUCUGGUCUGGCCUUGUGUGGGGUCAAUGAAAUGUGUGAAACUGGCAAAAAAAAAAUGAUGCAAUACGACUUCCUGGAGUGAUUUAUGUGUUUUGCAAGAAUGUAUUCCCUGUCCUUUUCAGUGGGGUGUGAGGAUGUUCGCACAGCCGGGUGCCCAAGUGACCUUUGCUCUCCUAUGGAGGAGGCCUCUUUGGGCAGGCUAGCUGUGUGGCACCUUUAAUUCCUCUAUAUUGGAAGAGAAUACUGUAUAAUGUUGGCAUAUUGAUGCACUUGAAUUGUAAAAUCAGAGUUGGCUGGAAUCUUUCAGCUGCUAUUUGGUGCUGCAUUCUAAGCAUUAUCCUUGGGAGGGAAAUGUGGUUCUGGUUUUCAUGACCAAUCUACACAAUGUAGCAAUAACCAGGGAAGUGUUCUUGUUUAAUUAUAGCUUCCUACUGUAAUGUUCAAACACAGGCAUACUUUGUGGAAACUAAUCAGAUUGAGAUAACCUGCCUCAUAUUUCCAUUUAAUUUCUGUGUUGUUAUGAUAGUUUUCAUGGACCAGAGGCCCAGCUCACUGCAGCAGUCUGACAGCCGUGGGGAGAAGCCCAGCCAGUGUUUGGGCUGACAAGGAUGUAAGGCCAAAUACGUAUUCCAGCCGCCCCCCCCCCCUCCGGUGGCACAGUAGGUUAAACCCCUGUGCCGGCAGGACAGGUUGCAGGUUUGAAUCCAGGAAGAGCGCGGAUGAGCUCCCUCUAUCAGCUCCAGCUUCUCAUGCGGGGACAUGAGAGAAGCCUCCCACAUAGAUGAUAAAACAUCAAAACAUCUGGGCGUUGCCUGGGCAACGUCCUUGCAGACGGCCAAUUCUCUCACACCAGAAGUGACUUGCAGUUUCUCAAGUCGCUCCUGACAUGAGAAAAAAAAAGUAGUCCAGCGAAAAUGAAUAAUUUUUGUUUCUUCCCCCCAACUUUCAUCUCCUCAAAGCUGCCAUUUGGGAUUGAGGUUGUGUGUUUUCUUUUCAAACGGAUGCCUCAGAGUAGUGGCCGUCAAGCAUUAAAAACUAAUAGUUGUCCCAGCCCCAUUUUUAAUUCACCUUGCAUUGGUAAUACUAAUAUUUCCAAAUGUUCCAGCACAGUACUGUGCUAUACUUGUCUAUUUAGCAGUAAGCCAAAUUGCAUUCAAUGGGAUUUCUUGCCACCUAAGCCUAAGACUGCAGUCUUAAAUAUGUGCUUACCUAGCAGUAAGCUCCAUGGGGUUUAAUGGGAAUGAAGGCCCUUCCGCACAGCCCAAUAUCCCAGAAUAUCAAGGCAAGCAUUAUCUGAAUGUGGCAUUAUCAGAGUGUAAGGCAUUAUCUGUGUGUGGACUCAGAUAACCCAGUUCAAAGCAGAUAUUGUGGGAUUUUCUGCCUCGAUAUUCUGUGAUAUAGGGCUGUGUGGAAGGACCCUCAGUUGUGUGAGUAGGAUUGGUUGUAAUCUAUACAUACCUCUGUAGAAACAAAGUUGUAUUUAAUUCAAUGGCAUUUAUUUUUGGGUAAGGAUCGGGUUAUAAAGCAACAAUCCUGUUCAUGUAUACUUUGGAUUUGGGUUUCAAUGAAUAUGCAGAGGAGUGGGCUCUAUGACCAACAUUGGAUUGCUAGGGAAAAGCUGGGAUACAAAUGAAAUAAUUAAUUUUUCAAAAUCA